UGCGGCUUUUUGCUCGGUUCGGUCACCUUGUUAUAUCUUCUUAUCUUUUUUCGUUUCUCUCUUCUCAGUGUACCUCGUUGCUUGUUAGUUUUCUUCAUUCUUCGCCAGAUCAGACCAGGCCAGGUCAAGUCGUCCUAUUUACUGAAGCACAACUUCACAACUUCCAAAUGUCGCUCAAGGAUAGGAUCUCGUCACCCCUCGAGGCUGGUACCUCAAUCCUCGAUGCCCACCACCUGCCACCGCAUCUGGCACCGGCUCUCGAGCAUGUAUCUUCGCGUCUGGCCCGCAAGUCGCAACAUAUCACGCUUGUCGUAGCCCGUCGGGAUUAUCAACUCCCUUCUGUUGUGCCUCCCAAGGGUCUGCUGACUCCGACGACUCCUUCACCACUAUCUCCUGGUCUUCGGUUGAACCUCUCUCAGGGUCCUGUCUCCAGGCUCAAAUCGCUGGUGAGAACUGGUUCUUCAACAUCCCUGCGGUCGAUGAAUUCUCCGCGGAGUGCUUUGUCUUCACCCGGUCAGGUCCCCCCGCUUGAAGCGUCCAGCCCUCGGUUCAGAUGGCCUCUUUCACCAUCCACGCCAAUGUCUCCUCCUCCCAUGACACCUUGCACCGCAUCAUCGACGACCACAGAUACCAUGAGCUCUAUGAUGAGCGCAUCGUCAGGCUUCGGUAUGCGACUUAUCCACACCAACGAGCUCCACCCUAGGUCCGAAAAGAUCCUCAACUCAAUUUUGACCAAGACGGAGAAGAAGUUCGCGAUAGGCACUGAGUGGCUAUCACCUGCUGUCAGAGCUUCCUCAUGCGGGCUCACGAACCAGCUCAUCCAUAGCUCCAUCAUCCAGAACGAGGUCCUUUUCUGCUCCGAAGGCCUCACAGUUCUAUCACUUGAUAGAUUGUACAGUCUCAAGAGUGCCUUGUCCAGCUAUUCCAAAACGAAAUCCCACCUCCGUCUCGAAGACGCCGUUGACGAACUCCGACGUAUCAUACUGGCAACCAAUGGUGCAAAGGUUUCGAAAACCGCCAUCCUCCGAUCGUAUGACUGGCUGAGUGUGUCUAAUUGGGCACUUGUGGACCUUGAUCGCAUGUAUAGGCGAGCAUAUGGAGGACCAGAGCAGUAUGGUGGUAUCUCAGGUCUUACUAGCUUUGCGGAGCCAGCCAUCCAACCUAUCAGCGACUCACAAGAACGAUACAAGGAAGAAGAGGCUGAGGAGGCGACAAUAGGCAUUGCUGUCUCCAAAGGGAAGACGCCCUCGCCGAAGCCUCUGCUUAAACUCCAGACAAAUUUCACUCCGGGACCCAUUCUGAAACCGAAGCCCAAGAAAAUUGAAGUCCCAGCUCCAGUUUCGGUUCCAGCUCAAGCUCAAGCUCAAGCACCAACUCAGACCGAAGUAGAAGAGGAGGAAGACGGCGAUCGCACGGCACGACCGACAGAUCAAUUGUAUUUCACAAUGCAGCAAUGGGAGCCACCUUCGACGAUAGAUCAAAUCUUAACCGCCGGUCCCAUCAAUCGAAGCGCUUUCAGUCCCCUCACACCAACACCCAUCAUGAGUCCAGCAUCACCAAGAUUUGGGCCGUUAACCCCGCAUGACUAUGACGAUAUUUCGCCCACCACGCGAGGAGAAUGGGGCUUCAUGAUGGCAGACAAUGCCUUCCAGAGUGGUCGCAAGGCCGGAGUUGAGAUCUUUUGAUAUUGUAGGCUUAUUUGUUUUGUUUUGUCGGUUGCAUGGCGAGCGUUUGGCUUCAAGACACCCCAUUUGUUCGAUUGCACGUAUGCUUGGCAUAUUAGAUCUUAGCGUUAUAGAGGGCGGCGUAUGUUUGUGGAGUAAAUAUGCUGGACAAAAAUGGGGGAGGAU
Fusarium oxysporum Fo47 is the source of this 1850-nucleotide messenger RNA. RefSeq lists its product as uncharacterized. The record is from RefSeq and is a predicted model, not a curated record. Lineage: Eukaryota; Fungi; Ascomycota; Sordariomycetes; Hypocreales; Nectriaceae. The transcript has 2 exons. The coding region runs from base 168 to 1685 and encodes 505 amino acids.